Messenger RNA from Perca fluviatilis (European perch), 1480 nucleotides. It is a transcript of the gene qtrt1, whose product is annotated as queuine tRNA-ribosyltransferase 1. NCBI's taxonomy places the organism in Eukaryota, Metazoa, Chordata, Actinopteri, Perciformes, Percidae. The record is from RefSeq and is a predicted model, not a curated record. The transcript has 9 exons. The coding region runs from base 32 to 1282 and encodes 416 amino acids. Gene Ontology annotation, molecular function: tRNA-guanosine(34) queuine transglycosylase activity. Gene Ontology annotation, cellular component: cytosol.
UAGUUGAUCCACGUCACAUGUUCACUGCAACAUGGCUGCCACCACAGAGUGUGGAGCUGAUGCAAGUACUUCAGAAAACAUGUCCCUGAAGAAAGCUCUGUCUGCAGCUUCUCCCCUCACGCUGCGUAUCGUUGCUGAAUGCCCAGUGACAAAAGCAAGAGCUUGUGAUCUAAUACUGCCUCACUGUACCGUGAGUGCCCCGGUUUUCAUGCCUGUCGGCACUCAGGGCACUCUGAAGGGAAUCACUGUGGAUCAGCUGGAGGGUCUUGGCUGUCAGAUUUGUCUUGGAAACACAUACCACCUGGGCAUGAGACCGGGGCCUGAUUUGAUCGAGAAAGCCAAUGGUUUACAUGGGUUCAUGAACUGGAAGAGAAAUCUUUUAACUGACAGCGGGGGGUUUCAGAUGGUGUCUCUUGUUGAGCUCUCGGAGGUCACUGAGGAAGGGGUAAAGUUCAAGUCGCCCUAUGAUGGCAAAGAGAUCCUCCUAAGUCCUGAGAAAUCCAUCAGCAUACAGAACAGUCUGGGGUCAGACAUCAUGAUGCAGCUGGAUGAUGUAGUCAGCAGUACCGUGACAGGACCCCGGGUGGAGGAGGCAAUGCACAGAUCCAUUCGCUGGCUGGACCGCUGCAUUGCAGCCAAUAAAAAUCCAGACAAACAGAACCUAUUUGCCAUCAUCCAGGGAGGGCUGAAUGCAGAGCUGCGCAAGACCUGUCUAGAUGAAAUGACUCAACGUGAUGUUCCUGGUUUUGCCAUCGGAGGCCUGAGUGGAGGAGAGGAGAAGAAUGACUUCUGGCGGAUGGUCACCCUCAGCACUGACCACCUGCCGCGACAAAAGCCUCGAUACCUCAUGGGUGUGGGGUAUGCUGUGGAUUUGGUGGUGUGUGUAGCUCUGGGAUGUGACAUGUUUGACUGCGUGUUCCCCACCCGCACAGCAAGGUUUGGCUCUGCCUUGGUGCCUUGGGGAUCUCUUCAGGUAAAACAUAAGCUGUAUGCCAAGGACUUCCAGCCCAUAGACCCAGACUGUCAGUGCCCCACCUGCAAGAGACAUAGUCGGGCUUACCUCCAUGCUCUGUUUAAGAGUGACACUGCAGCCAUGCAUCACAUCACCAUCCACAACAUUGCCUACCAGCUCACCCUGAUGCGCUCUGUGAGACAGAGCAUUGUGGAAGGCCGCUUCCCUGAGUUUAUACGGACGUUCAUGAAGCGACUGUUCCCCUCUCCUGACCAGUACCCCAGCUGGGCUGUUGAUGCUCUAGCCUCCGUCAACGUUACACUGGAAUAGAACUUGGAAGGCAACUGGCAUGCUCUAAAUGAGGAUGUCAAAUAGUGACUGAUAGAUUACUAUGUUUUUAUAUGACUUUUCUAUGGAUGAUUGUUUUUUACUCUUUGUUUAUAUUUGUAUUUAAAUUUCCAGUUUUGUGAGCAAUGAGGAAAAUGGCUCUAGAUCUAAAAGAAUAAAGCCUGAUUGUCUUUUGCUUGA